AUGGCGAGUGAGAGAGCUGGAGAGAUCAAUAGAAGGCACUAGAAACAACCAUCUAAGAAAGAGGAUAAAUAGGAUAAAUAUGCCUUGGAUGGAUCCGUGUUUGAUUUGCAUAUUUUCACAGAUCACCUAACAUAUCAUCAUGGGAAUACAAUAAAAGGAAUACCGCUCAUAAUCUAUUAUUUUUUUUUUUGAGUACAGAGAGGAGGAGUGCAACAAUCUCUCUUUAUAAUUUUCCUCCUCUUCUUUUUGUCCUGAUUGUCUGUUAUAGGCAUUGUAUAAUUCACCCUUUCCCACCGGAUCCAUUUGGUUCCUCCUCCUCAGGAAGUGGAGACGCCAGAAACAAGGACUGCCUUCAGCUGAUGCCUUCCUGGCGAUGCAUGCGAUCACUCUGCGAUGCCCUGUUCUUUUCUAGCGAGGAGCUGCAGGCAGUAGCGAGGGACCACGCAGGGGAAGGAUGCAUUUAAAGCAGGAUGUGUGCUGGAUGCUGGGAGACACGGCAGCGAUAGCAGCAGCAGCAGCGAGCACAGAGGGCCUGGGAAGUGCCCACUCCCUCUCUCUCCUCCUUUUCCUCCCCCCCUGCAGGACCAUGCUUGCGUGAGGGAUGAGGCUGUGCACAGGGACGCCAGGCCAGAGCUGCGGCCUACUUCUUCUCACAAGAGCCGGGCUCUCGACUGCAAGAUCUCUGAACGCUUUGCCACCAUCAAAUCAUCAGCAUCUUUGGUAGGCAGGCUCCCUCUCCGCGUUGUUUGCAUAAGAAAUGGGGGGGGGGGGGGGGUCUCUCUCUCCCUCUCCGUCCUCUCAGCUGCACAUCUGUAGUCAUGGCAACCAGAUCCCGUUAAUAAGUGUUGUUUUUUCCAUCCUCCGUUUCCCCCCCUCUGCCUUUAUUUUAUGUGUGUGUAAUCGUUUGGAUUUAUAUAAAAUCUAUUUCGAUGUCUGUUUAUCGUGAUUUCAAGUGUUUUUUGUUAUUGAUUUACAAGCUGUACCUUUACCAUUACCAUUCAAUAGUAGGCCUGCAAACCAGGCUCAUACCGUUCCAUUUGUGGCUACAUAUACAGUAUGUACUUGACAGAUAUAUUAGCAUGAAGAACACCACAUUUACAUUCAAGGCACCCUCUUCAUGUUCAUGUAUGUAGCUACCAUAAUUGAUGAUGCAUGUGCUGUGUUACUAGCAUGAAAUCUGAGCCAAGCAGCCAUGAUCAAUCAGUGAAGAGGAGCAGUAUGCAUUAUUUCCUGCCCUGGAAAAUGCUAUCCACAGAUACUGUAGCUAAUAAUCCUCAGGAAUGUCCACCAAUUAACAAUUUUGUGUGUGUGUGUGUGUGUGUGUGUGUGUGCAUAUGCCUUUGCGUGUGUGUGUUUGUAUGUGUCACAUUUAUGACAGGAUUUGUGACAGGUGGUCAUAGAGGCGAUCUUUAGUUAUAAUUGAUUGGACUUUACAGGUGUUGGACUAGAACUCAGAUUAUAUAUUACCUUUAGGUGUAUUGUAUAUAGUCUUUGUGAGGAUUCUAUUCCAUUUAAGGUAUUCUUGCAAAGACAAUAAAAUAUGUCAAGUUAUGAGUCAGAUUCACAAAGAACAUUGUUCUUCUGUAUUUUACAGUCUAUUACAGAGUAUGACUAGGGUACUCGUCCAUGUUGAACGAUACAGUACAGUACAUUUUAAUUCUACAGUCGUCUUCCUUCACAGGCCCUCUUGCUUUUCACCCCUGACCGUUCUCUCUGUGGCCUCCGACCCCUGACCCCUGUGUCCAGGUCACCAGGUAGAUCCAGGAGCAUGAGCAGGACUCUGAGCUGCGGGAGCAGAUGUCUGGUUAUAAGCGCACGCGGCGGCAGCACCAGAAGCAGCUGAUCGCCCUGGAGAACAGGCUGAAGGCGGAGAUGGAUGAGCAUAGGCUCCGGUUGCAGAAAGAAGUGGAGACCCACGCCAACAACACUUACAUAGAACUGGAGAGACUGGCCAAACGGCAUGCCGUUCACACAGACAAAGAGGUGAAUGACGUACUGUAGCCUGGUAGGACAGUAGGUUCGGAUUGGUAUGAAUGAGGUGUAAACUGAAGAUGUUCAAACUCCUUGAUUAGAUAGCAUCCUUAGAAUUUUGCCCUUUCAGCAUAAUGUCAGAAUUUUAAACAGAACAUCGAAGGGAGGUGAUAAACCUCUAAUUCUGGAACAUUUAAUAUGUUACCGUACAGUUAAAGGCAGCUACAGCAGAGGAGAAGAGGAUCCAGCAACAGAUCAUUGCCCAGCAAAAGAAGGAGCUGACCACCUUCUUAGACAACCAGAAAAGAGAGUACAGGCUCUGUAAAGAGAAGAUCAAAGAGGUAAACGUAUAAAUCAUUAACAUUGUUUGUGUGAAAUUGUUUGCAUUUUCCAUGCAUUUUCUCCCAUGACCACUAAGCCCUGGUUCUUGUCUGGGGGUUGCAGGAGAUGUAUGAGGACCCCAGUACGCCCAAGGAGGAGAAGCAGGAGCGUCUGUCCAGACACAAGGAGACGGUGCAGCGCUCGCAGGCUGACGAUGAGGCCCACCUCCUUGACCAGCAGAGGCUGGUCUAUGACAGGAGUUGCCGGGCCCUGAAACGCAGGACACUGGUCAGGAGGCACGAGUUUGAACAGGAGCAAAUGAGAGAGGUACAGUUCCUCUCUGAGAUUUAGUUAGCUAACUUACUCACAACAUGCAGUGCCCAUGAUGCUGAUAGAUGUGUGCUUUUAUAUACCUUCUUUAUCAGUCUAUUGUAUGAUUGCUUUCUUCAACUUUGCCUCUUUUGUUAAAUGGCCUAGUUUGCAUUGUACAAAUCUGAAGUAUUGUAUAUUUGAAAUGAAAUGGAAAGAUGAGGAAUAUGUCCCGUACCAGGAGCUGAAUAAGAAGAAGACCCAGAAGGAGAUGGAGCAGGCCCUGAUGAUCCGACAGGACGAGUCCACUCAGGAGCUGGAGCGCAGGCAGCUGCAGACGCUGCAGAGGCUCCGUGUUGAUCUGAUCCGCCUGCAGCACCAGACCGAGUUGGAGAACCAGGAGGAGUACAACGGCCGGCGGCAGAGAGAGCUGCACAGGAAGCACGCCCUGGAACAGAGGCAGCAGCCCCGGAACCUCAAGGUGCAUAGAAUCUAUACUGCAGCUGUUGCACUGUAAAUUUGGUUUAGUAAGAGCCAAUGAUGAAUCAUUGUGUGUCUGCACAUCUAGGCAAAGACCCUUGAAUUAACGUUGCACCCCUGGUCAGACUGAAGCUCAGCCGGCACCCAAAACCGGCAAAAUUACUGUAUGUUUCUUACCAUUGUUUCUUUCUAUUUGUCCAUCUGGAGAUGUUGGAGAUGCAGAUCAAGAAACAGUUCCAGGACACGUGUAAGGUGCAGAACAAGCAAUACAAAGCCCUGAGGAACCAUCAGCUUGAGGUCUCUCCUAAGAGUGAGCACAAGGCCAUCCUAAAGUCACUGAAGGAGGAGCAGACACGCAAGCUCGCGGUGCUGGCCGAGCAGUACGAGCAGAGCAUCAAUGAGAUGAUGGCCUCACAAGCGGUAAGGGGUGGUCCGGGCUCUGGCUGGGCCCUUAACCUCCAAACAGCCACACAAUCUCUGCUGGUACAUGCUUUUCAUUUUUUACCAACUCAGUGGCCUUGUGGUUAGAGUGUCUGACUUGAGAUGGGAAGGUUGGGAGUUCGAUCCCUGGCCGAGUCAUACCAAAGACUGAAAAAAUGGGACCCGAAGAGUCUCUGCUUGGCACUUAGCUUUAAGGAGAUAGAUUGGGGUAAGGCCCCACGAUAGACUAGCGUCCUGUCCAGGGGGUGUAUUUGUACAUCAUGCUACAGAAACAGGAGAUAAGCUCCUGCUCCUAUGAGUCGUUCCAGCUUGUGCAAGGCUACUUUACUUACAUGUAUGUUUAACCCUCUCUCUCUCGCUCUCUUGUCCUCCAGAUGCGUCUGGAGGAGGAGCAGCAAAGAGAGUGCCAGGCGUUGAAGCAGCAGCUGCAGCAGGAGGUGGAGCUCCUGGAUGCCUACCAGAGCAAGACCAAGGCCCAGACAGAAGCCCAACACGAGCAGGAGCUGCAGAAGCUGGAGCAGGAAGUCUCCUUACGCAGGGCCCACCUGGAACAAAAGGUAUGUUUUUAUUAUUUUAUAAGUAACACAGACUCACCUCUUUAAACUGACCACUUCACCUAUUUGAUUGUUAUAUAUUCACUAUUGUGGAUUCAGAUUGAAGAGGAGCUGGCCUCACUUCAGAAGGAACGCACUGAAAGGAUCAAGCACCUGUUUGAACGGCAGGAGAGGGAGAUGGACGCUUUCGAUGCAGAGAGCGCUAGGCUGGGGUUUGGGAGCUUAGGAUCACUGGACUUCCCCAAGGAGGACGACAGAUGA
Coregonus sp. 'balchen' is the source of this 4337-nucleotide messenger RNA. NCBI's taxonomy places the organism in Eukaryota, Metazoa, Chordata, Actinopteri, Salmoniformes, Salmonidae. The record is from the annotation of a GenBank genome assembly.